Messenger RNA from Eimeria tenella, 591 nucleotides. RefSeq names its product UPF0101 protein CGI-137, putative. The record is from RefSeq and is a predicted model, not a curated record. Gene Ontology annotation, molecular function: ATP binding; AMP kinase activity; ATP hydrolysis activity. The transcript has a single exon. NCBI's taxonomy places the organism in Eukaryota, Apicomplexa, Conoidasida, Eucoccidiorida, Eimeriidae. Gene Ontology annotation, cellular component: nucleus; cytoplasm. Bases 1 to 591 code for a protein of 196 amino acids.
AUGGCGCGGCGGCCCAACAUCCUGGUGACCGGCACCCCCGGGGUCGGAAAAAGCAGCCUGAGUGCGCAGCUGGCGCAGGAGCUGGGCCUGCAGCACCUGAACGUGGGCGAGCUGAUAAAGAAGGAGUGUCUGUACACCGCGUGGGACGAAGAGCUCGACUGCAGCGUCUUCGACGAGGAGCUCCUGGAGCAGCGCCUCAGCGAGCUGCUCGCCCCCCCCGCCCCCGAGGCCCCCGAGGCCCCCGGGGCCCCCGGGGCCCCCGGGGCCCCGGGGGGCCCCGGGGGCCUCGUGGUGGACUUCCACAGCUGCUGCUGCAUGCGGCGGAGCUGGUUCGGGCUGGUGUUUGUGCUGCGGGCCGACACGGAAGUGCUCUACGACCGCCUGCAGGCGCGGCUGUACCCGCCCGCGAAGAUCCAGCAAAACUUGCAGGCCGAAAUUUUCCAAGUCCUUUUGGACGAGGCCCGCGAGGCCUUUGGGGCCCCCAACGUGCAGCAGCUCCCCAGCAACGACAUCCACGACUUCCACCGCAACCUCCAGACCAUCAAGCAGGCCUACCAGCGCCUCCUUGAGCCUCGAAGCGCCCAGAACUAG